GAGAGAGAGAGAGAAAGGGGAGAGACGGGUGGGCAGGCAGCUCACCGUAAACGAUGGUUGUCGGAUAGAGUCUUGAAGACCUAAUGAAACUGGCUGGUUGAAUUGUUUUUGCAGCGAUUAUAGAGCUCAGUGGCCCGGCGUGCUUUGCAUCUCUCGGAUCCUUGGAAGGAGAAACUGCAGCAGCACGCAAGAUAAAGAACAGUAAAAAAAAAAAAAGAGGACUUUAACAUCUUAGUUUUUUUUUGCCACGGGUUUUCCACUCUUAUUUUUUUUUCCUGCAUUAAAGUCUUUUCACGUCAGCAGCAACUCUUUCUCAUUGGACAGGACCGUUUCAUGCCCGGAGGAAGACCGACCUCCGUCUUGGACCCAAUACCGUCCUCCCACACUCCUCUGGCGGGCUCAGAAGCAGCAGUUCCCGGCAUUUGCUGGGAUGUUUGAGUCGCGUUGUUUGGUGGGGUGAAGGGACCGAGAGAGUGGCCGGAGAGACCAAAGGGACGAAGGCCGAGAGAGGAGCCGAGAGCAUGGCUCUGGUAGUGCUGUCUCUCUGGGUGCUAACGAGUCUCACCUGGGCGGACGUGAUUCCGGUGCCAGCCAACAGGCAUUCCGUUUACUGGAACAGCUCCAACAUACAUCUGCGUAGGGAGGGCUACACAAUGCAGGUGAACGUCAACGACUACCUGGACAUCUACUGCCCUCAUUACAAUGACAGCCAGCGCAUGGUGGGCACCGGCGAGCAGUACGUCCUCUACAUGGUCAGUUACCGUGGCUACAGGAACUGCGACCCCCAGCUGGGCUUCAAGAGGUGGGAGUGCAACCGGCCUCACGCUCCCCACGCGCCCAUCAAGUUCUCCGAGAAGUUCCAGCGCUACAGCGCCUUCUCGCUGGGCUACGAGUUCCACGUUGGACAGGAGUACUACUACAUCUCCACGCCCACCCACCAUCACGGCCGCAGCUGCCUGAGACUACGAGUGUACGUCUGCUGCUCCACGGCCUCUGACGUGGAUAAUGAGCCAGAGCCUACAGAACCAGACUACACGCUUAGACCAGGCCUAAAAAUUGAUGAUAUUGAUGAAUUUAACCCUUUUGUUCCCAAGCUGGAGAAGAGUGUCAGCGGAAGCAGCCCAUCCAGGGAUCGCCUUCUCCUCACCGUGACAAUGCUCCUUCUGGCCGCUCUCUUCAUCUCCUAGCAACGGCCAUCCCAUCAGCGUCACCAUGCCAACAAGCCUUGGGAGGGUGUACAGUAUCA
Molecule: messenger RNA, 1246 nt
Organism: Cottoperca gobio
Lineage: Eukaryota; Metazoa; Chordata; Actinopteri; Perciformes; Bovichtidae
Gene: efna3b
Product: ephrin-A3b
Exons: 6
Coding region: 522-1187 (221 amino acids)
Biological process (GO): axon guidance; ephrin receptor signaling pathway
Cellular component (GO): plasma membrane
Molecular function (GO): ephrin receptor binding
Source: RefSeq, a predicted model, not a curated record